AUGUCGAUGUCUGAGGCGUCAGAGGCUCAACCUGGCUGGCGAAUUCCUCGCGCAUGCGAGGAAUGCCGUAAGCGUAAAAUCAAGUGCAAUGGCUUGACACCAUGCAAAACUUGCCAAUUGCGCAACACCCCUUGUACAUAUAGAGAUUACAUUCGUCAUCGACGGAAGAAAUUUGAAUAUGAGGGAUCGAAAGGGAGUCCUGUUCGUCAAUCUUCACCGGGACUCCCACCGGGACGUCGUACAACUCCUGUGAUGAACGACUUCCCAAACAGUGUUUCUGCCACGCACAUGGCGUCGCCAUCAUGUCAGAUGCAGCUGUACUAUGGCCCUACAUCGCAUUUCUCUCUUAUGCAGCAUAUCUACCGAGAUCUCAUUUCCAACCCCACUGCCCAGCCUGAGCCUUCCGGUGGGGUCGAGGAAGCUGGGGCAGGCUUGGACCUAUUUAGCUUUCGUCGUAUCUUUUUCGGGACCCCAGACUCACACGAUGCUAAUAAGCUUCCCGGGACAGGUGAACUGUCCAUGACGUUUCUACCGCAUGGUCUCGCACAGAUGUUUUUAUCGCGAUAUCUUUCGGGUCUUUAUCACAUGAUGCCUCAUCGCCCCAAGAGCUGCUAUGAGCAGUGCUUGACUCAGCUCUAUGAUCCGUGCUCGACUAAUCAUCUGGACACCUUCAGCCAGGCCAUUGUGCUCCUCGCUAUGGCAGUCGCAGCACUUGGUACUGAUCACUUUGCUUGGGGUGAUGUGUUGUUUGAACGCGUCAAGGCUUCCAUGAGUGCGUUUGAUGACGUGGCUUUAUCGGCUGGUUUGCACAAAGAUGUAACCCACGGAGUUGAUCAAACCUCGGAAGAUAUCGAAGAGCGACGGGAUGUCGCGAUUGAGUACGCAAAGGAUCCGUUCAUCUAUCUAUUGGCACGACUUUGUAAAACGAUCACGCGCUCAAACGAAGAGAUAUACGGUCAACGGCAUGAAUCUUUGUUGCACAUGUGGAAAGUCGCCAGAUCGAUUAAUGAAGAUCUCCGUGGCCACGAAGCUUUAUUGCAACGAUCAUUUGGGUUUGGCCUUGAUGCUAAAAUCCAGGAAGGAUCGCUUGGUAUUCGACAAACAAUCUUCACUACUUUGUAUAAUCAUACCCUUCUGCUCACAUUUCGACCUUUCCUUAUCUUCCGCGGUCACUGGCAACGGGAUAGAAAGAUGAACCUUGACAAGCUCGGCACCAACGCCCCUAAUCGCCCGAGAGAGACUCCAUCGUGGUUAAAUGAAGCUUGCAAUCACGCCACCACGGCAGCUCAAAAGACAUUACAACAUCUAUGUGAAGCUUCUAGAGCCAGCGACUUGGUCCGGCAAUUGCGGUAUCAUGGAUACUUUCUGGGAAGCUCAACCUUUACCUUAAUCUACGAGUUCCUUCAUGAUGCAAAUCUAGCCCCUGUUUAUCUACCCUGGGUGUAUGCGUCGUUGCAAACAUUGGCAACUAUGCGGGCAGGCGACCCGAUAGCAAGCACAAUCUCAGCUAUCCAGACUGUGCUACGCAAUUUGAAUCCAUUGUAUGAAUGGUCGCCUUAUACAACCACAAAUUCAAGGCAACUGGGGCAACCCGAAGGCACAGGCAUGCAGCAAGGCUCCGCGUCUAAGUAUACCCAAAAGCCAGUUCCAAAUAACUCUGCUCUCUCCCAAAAUCCGUUAAUGGGAAUCCAGUCUGACCUACCAACAUCUCCUUGGAACCUGCCCCAAGUGGAAUCUCUCCAAAUGCCAGAGACUGGAGGCUCGGUUGGAUCUGCCGAGGACCUGCUUGAUUUCACGCAGUCUGACAUGGGUUGGGACUUCGACUUUUCCACGAUGGACCUCGAAUCGUUCUUUUCAGUUUAUCCAUAA
Molecule: messenger RNA, 1869 nt
Organism: Penicillium soppii
Lineage: Eukaryota; Fungi; Ascomycota; Eurotiomycetes; Eurotiales; Aspergillaceae
Product: Zn(II)2Cys6 transcription factor
Exons: 6
Coding region: 1-1869 (622 amino acids)
Biological process (GO): positive regulation of transcription from RNA polymerase II promoter by galactose
Cellular component (GO): nucleus
Molecular function (GO): RNA polymerase II cis-regulatory region sequence-specific DNA binding; zinc ion binding; DNA-binding transcription factor activity, RNA polymerase II-specific
Source: RefSeq, a predicted model, not a curated record